Messenger RNA from Penicillium soppii, 873 nucleotides. Its product is annotated as Zn(II)2Cys6 transcription factor domain-containing protein. The record is from RefSeq and is a predicted model, not a curated record. The coding region runs from base 1 to 873 and encodes 290 amino acids. Gene Ontology annotation, biological process: positive regulation of transcription by RNA polymerase II; aromatic amino acid catabolic process. The transcript is spliced from 2 exons. Lineage: Eukaryota; Fungi; Ascomycota; Eurotiomycetes; Eurotiales; Aspergillaceae. Gene Ontology annotation, cellular component: nucleus. Gene Ontology annotation, molecular function: DNA-binding transcription factor activity, RNA polymerase II-specific; zinc ion binding.
AUGGAUGGCGUCAGGCCAACCCGCCCGGACAAGCCGUAUCAGCGCACCUACAAGGCAUGCAUCCCUUGCCGACAACGCAAGGCCAAAUGCGACUUAGGAACCGGUCCAGAUGGCCUUCCGAUCGGCCCACCGUGUGCUCGAUGCCGCAGGGAGCUAAGGGAGUGUGUGUUUCCCGAGAAGCGGGCUUGGGAAAGAUCCCGCAAAAGAUCUCGAUCACCUGGAAGUUAUGAAACGAAUGUAUCACCCCGGCAUGUCAGACAGCUGACCGCGACCUCACCUGAGGACUCUGUUCCUGCCCAAGGCCGCAUUCAUCACCCUCGUCGUGCGAGUGAAAUAAGCAACCCUACCCCAGAGGCGACCAAUUUCCAACACUCCCCUGAUUUCCAGUCGGGGUGGUCUUAUCCUCGUGGCAUACAAUCUUCUAACCAUGGAUCUUUUGAUCGCAAUGGCGCUUUGGAACAUCCACGCGCCGAUCAAUCCCCAUCUCAUGCGUACGAAAACACUAAACAUCGGUCAAAUUCCACGCUGGCGAGCUCUAUGAUGCGUACUGUAGUUGCAAGUGGAAAUGAUGCUCUCAAUAUUCUCUUCGAGGCAGCCACUGCUCAAGAGGAUAGUCGUGCUGAUACUAGCCCCGAAUCAAUACCUGGGCCUCCAUCGGCAGGCCCAAGUCAAGUUCGAACUCCGGGGAACUAUGAUGCUGCGUUCGAGCCAGUAAUACGAGUCAUACAUCCUGUUCCGUUAUCCAAUGUUUCUCAAGAAACCCUCAAUAUUUGGGAAGCUUGCCGAUUCGUCAAGAUGGGUUGGUUCACUGCUAGGGAGGCUGUUACAUUCAUCGAUCUGUCGGUAUUCCACAUUUUCAUAUUCCUCACAUGA